Messenger RNA from Racocetra persica, 204 nucleotides. The record is from the annotation of a GenBank genome assembly. Lineage: Eukaryota; Fungi; Glomeromycota; Glomeromycetes; Diversisporales; Gigasporaceae.
AUGGAAUACACUUUAUCUGAAUUGUCUGAUGCUGAUCCUGAUAAGUGUGAAUCAAUAUCAUCAAACACAAAUAUUGCUGCCGAAGAAUCGCAAGCAAGUGGUAGACUUCAAAAUUCUAAUAAGAUGAUGAUGAAUCUUUUACAAGCUUCAAAUAAUCUUAAGCUUGGUGAAGAAAUUGAAUAUGAGUAUACUAAUACUAAUCAG